AUGCUGUUCGCGGCGGCGGUCGGCUUCAAUGUGGCCUCCUGCCUUGGAACCGGCGGCGGUGCCGCCAACUGCAGCUUCAGACACAGCAGCAGGCUGGGCAGGUUAUGGGGGGCGCCGUUUAGGAACAGCAGCACUGGUGCCCCAAAUGCCACCGGUUCAGCGCCGGUUGUAGAGGUUGCAGCAGCAAAGCCUGGAGGCUCAGAGAGGCGUCUGCCACCGGGGAUCGUGGUCUCGGAGUCUGAUCUUCACCUGCGCCGGCUAUGGGGAUCCCCAAGAGAGGACAGCCCAACUGGCAAGUACCUCCUCGCGCUCGCGGUAGGGUACGGCGAGAGAGAAAAUGUCAAUGCAACUGUUCACAAGUUCUCUGACAAUUUCGAUAUCGUGAUGUUCCACUACGAUGGCCGCACGACGGAGUGGGACCAAGAGUUCGAGUGGUCGAAGAAGGUCGCCCAUGUCAGCGGUAGGAAGCAGACCAAAUGGUGGUUCGCUAAGAGGUUCUUGCACCCGAGCGUCGUGGUGUCCUAUGACUACGUGUUCGUGUGGGACGAGGACCUUGGUGUCUACAACUUCGCCGCGGAACCGUACCUCGACAUCGUGAGGAGGCACGGGCUGGAGAUCUCGCAGCCGGGGCUGGACACGACCAAGGGGUCGGCGCCGAUGUACGACAUCACCGCCAGGAAAGACAGCAGCGAGAUGCACAAGACAGAUGCAAGGGGAGAGCAUUGCUGGGACGUGCACAAGCGGCCCUGCAGCGGGUAACUAACUGAAUUCUUCACUCCAGUGUCAUCUUCUGAAGAUUCAAGCACGGAUGCAGCUUCGUGGAGAUGAUGGUGCCG
Molecule: messenger RNA, 836 nt
Organism: Triticum urartu
Lineage: Eukaryota; Viridiplantae; Streptophyta; Magnoliopsida; Poales; Poaceae
Source: RefSeq, a predicted model, not a curated record